This is a messenger RNA of Paracoccidioides brasiliensis Pb18, 1464 nucleotides long. RefSeq lists its product as uncharacterized. The record is from RefSeq and is a predicted model, not a curated record. The transcript has 6 exons. Bases 1 to 1464 code for a protein of 487 amino acids. Gene Ontology annotation, molecular function: 2 iron, 2 sulfur cluster binding; protein binding.
AUGAUGGAAUGUUUCACCUCAUUACUAUCAACAACAUACGUCCUCGGCUCAAUCCCGAUUAUUCUCCUUGUCAUACUCGCAGUGACGCCGGUAGAUGGCAAUUUAUCAAGGAAAUCCUUAUUGUCAUGGCCAGUGGCUCGUCCACUUGCCUCUCUCUACUCGUUCUUGAUAGAGGUUGCUCAGCCGGCAACUGUUACCACCAUCAGUGAUUGGGAUGCGACGGAAAUUAGGGAAUCAUCUUCAAUAAACGUUUCCAAAGAAUCUGAUUUUCCCGAGGGCUGGUGGACGGGGGAUGAGGUGUUUCUGUUGGAAAGACGGGCGAUCUUUAGUAAGGCAUGGCUGUUCAUCGCCCACACUAGCCUCUUCGUCAAACCGGGAGACUAUCACGCUUUCGAAAUAUGCGGUUUCCCCCUUUUCCUCAUUCAAGGGAAAGAUGGCAUCAUCCGUUCUUUUCACAAUGUCUGCCGACACAGAGCGUAUCCGGUCAUCUCAAGGAAGAAAUCGGGAUCGACGACUGUGAUAGGGUGCAGAUAUCAUGGCUGGAGUUAUGAUACUCAAGGUUACUUGAUCAAAGCGCCACAGUUCGAAUGCCUGGAAGGUUUUGACAAGUCUCAGAACAGUCUGUUUGAGAUCCACACGAGGAUAACGAAACAUGGUUUUAUAUUUGUGAAUUUGGAUGCUCGUAAUGACGUGGCCGAGCCUGAACUUGAGGUUCAUGCCAUCGACAGAUUUGCAAAUGCGAAUCGAAUAUCGAGGAGGUCUUCACGGAUCGAUGGGUGGGAGGUUGAAGGGAGAUUUAAUUGGAAAUUGGCUGUCCUGGACAUGCAUGAUAAUAAUCACUCUUCAGCGAGAACGAACCAAGAAUCGAGAAAUUUACGUUCAGUUCUCCAAUCGAUGUUUAGUGUCAGCAGCAGGGAUCAAAACAGAUACCGAUAUACCAACCUGGGUGUAUUCCCUGCCUCUUCAAUCCAUGUUACCGGGAAAGGGGGCAUCUGGUUUUCUGUUUCAAUAGUGCCGAUGAACGUAGGCCGCUCAUCCGUCCGCUGUGAUAUAUACGAACACUUUGCAGUACGGAACGCAGACAGAAAGCAUGCGGUGGUAGCGGAUAUAAAACCUUGGUUUGCAUCGAAAAUAGCAAAACUGGAAACUGCUUACAAGACAUUGAAUGCCCCUGGAAGCUGCAAAACCGAUUGUGACAAUCAACUCAGCCUCAGAGAUGGGAUGGUUGAAGCCCGUUUGCAUGACAACGCAUUGCAAGAGCUCAUCCUCUCAAAUUUAAAAUCUCAUCUUACACUCGAGCGGGUUCAGGGGGAAGAAAUCUGGCCAACUGUCCAACUGUCAAGCACCAGCGACAAAUACAAGCGAGCAAAUGAAUUAUGCAAAGAGCUCGAAGCCUUUGUUGAAGAUGCCGGUUGUUCAAAGGGUCUCAGUAAAACAAGGGUCAAGGACCCCCUUGAUUGGUGA